This is a messenger RNA of Spinacia oleracea (spinach), 1388 nucleotides long. RefSeq lists its product as uncharacterized. Bases 193 to 1080 code for a protein of 295 amino acids. The transcript is spliced from 4 exons. Lineage: Eukaryota; Viridiplantae; Streptophyta; Magnoliopsida; Caryophyllales; Amaranthaceae. The record is from RefSeq and is a predicted model, not a curated record.
UUUUUUUGUUUUCUUUUUGUUCCUUCGAGCAACCUCAAAUUAUUGUACUCUGACUGUGGUACAUCUCUAAUUAACGUCCCUUUCUCUCGCUCUCCAGAGCUCCUCAAUAUUCCGAGUCUUCGAUGCUUAGGCUUGUAUUUUUUGGUGGUGUGUUGCAUGUAAACCUCUUGUCCAUGAGCUGAAUUACUUGAAAUGGCACAGCAAGAAGUAGAUUCCAAAGUUGGUGAAUCUGAGUUAGGUAAUAGUGAAGCAGGCCUGUCGGGUCAGGAAAAACAAGUCCCAGUACCUGUAAAGAAGACACCACUCAGAGACCUUCAGAGUGAAAAUAAUAUCGUAGCGCAGAAGGGCCCUAGUAAUCCCCUUGUUUUAAAGGAAGUUGUUACCACAGAGGCUGUGAAGGUGUCAGGUGUUAAACGUCCUUCUCCAGGAUCUCCAAUGAGUCCUCCUCAGCAAUCUUCUAGUAACAAUGGAGCAAACGGUCAUCUUGUGUAUGUUCGUCGAAAGUCUGAAGCUGAUACUGGUAAAAUCAGUAACAUUGAGGUUAUAGCUGACAAUGCUAAUUCUCCUGAGUCAAGUCAGCUUGGACAUCAAGAAGAUGGGAUUCGACCAAAGUCUUCGAUUCAUGAAUCCCAAAAGUCUGUGAUUAAUGAGUCCCAGAAGUCAAUGAUUAAUGAACCCCAGAUGCGUCCUCUACCUGCAUAUGCACCAAUUCCCGGCUCUUUUAUGAGUAUUCCUUCUGGGAAACCUUCCAUCCCCCUUCCGCUCAGGAAUUCCAAUACAAAAACUGGCCUUGAGGAACUUACGACUCAGGCAGUUCCAUCUGCUAUCACUUCGCCGGCAGAAGGAAGAAUCAAAAAGCAGAAUUGGGAGGAGAGAUAUAUUCAACUGCAGAUGUAUCUGAAGAAGUUAGACCAAUCAAGUCUGGAGGACCAUCUUCAAUUUCUUCGUUCCCUUUCAGCUGUAGAACUUAGCAGACAUGCUGUUGAAUUGGAAAAGCAAGCAAUCCAGCUUUCUCUGGAACAAGGGAAAGAGCUGCAACGCGUCAAAGCUUUGAAUGUGAUGGGAAAAUCAUUGAAUUGAAGACUCCCAAUGGAUCACAGAGUUAACACAGGCCGGCCUGUAUAAUCAUUGUGUACAUGUACCUGCAGUUAGCCGUCAGUCAGAUCAUUGUUUCAGCCUCCUACGAGAAUUUGUGCUAAUUAAAACCUAAAGGUGUUGUCUCAUUAACACCUGUAAGUCUGUAACCUUCCUAAUAUUAAGUCUGUAACCUAGCUAAUAUUAAGUUAGUUUUCUUCAUUUUCAUUUGUCUAGUCCUCAUCCUCAUGUUACUUUAAUGAAUAACCAUCUAUCUACUUGUAUUUUCAAAAUGCAAUAUUUCCGCUCUCUCA